AUGCACAAGCUGCCGCCACGUGUCGGGUCCACAUACACCCAUCUACAUGAAACCUCCUCUGUCCCCAUACCAAACUCCAUUUGCGCCUCGCGAAUCCCCCAAAAAGCUCUCUUUAUCUUCUCCACUUUGCUUUCACCGCACAACACGUUAUCCUCUGGUUCGUUUUCGUCAGAAUUCACAAUGUCGAAGGCUCUCGAUCGGAUAUCAAGCCCUUGUUGUUGCAAAGAUGGCAAGCACAAACAGAAAUCAGAUCCUGAAAUAUCUGAAGAAAAUAUGAAAUCUGGAAUUCUGAAAAAAGCAAGAAACAUGUCCAGUAAACUAAGGAAUUCUCUGAGAAUCAAGAGCAAAAGGAGGAAUGAUUUUGGAGUUUAUAAGAUUGAGGAUAUUUGUGAAACUGAGGAGCAGAAGGUUGUUGAUGCUUUUCGACAAGCACUGAUCGCAGAUAAUUUGCUUCCUGCAAGAUUUGAUGAUUACCAUGUAAUGUUAAGGUUUCUUAAAGCAAGGAAGUUUAACAUUGAAAAAGCAAAAGCGAUGUGGGCAAACAUGCUUCACUGGAGGAAAGACUUCGGCGCUGAUACAAUCAUGGAGGACUUGGACUUCAAGGAGUUGAAUGAGGUUCAAUGUUAUUAUCCUCAUGGAUAUCAUGGUGUUGACAAGGAUGGGAGACCUGUAUACAUUGAGAUAUUGGGUAGCAUUGAUGUUGACAUGCUACUCCAGGUUACGACUUUGGACCGAUUUGUGAAAUACCAAGUGCAGGAGUUUGAAAAAAGUAUUGCCGUUAGGUUUCCAGCAUGCUCCGCUGCAGCAAACAGGCAUAUAGAUUCAAGUACUACAAUUUUAGAUGUUCAAGGAUUGGGUCUAAUGAGUUUGACUGGCCCCGUUACAGACUUCAUUAGGACAAUCCAAAAGAUUGAUAAUGACAAUUAUCCUGAAACACUUCACCAAAUGUUUAUCAUCAAUGCUGGCCCUGGCUUCAGGCUGAUCUGGAACUUAGUCAAGCCUUUACUUGAUCCUGAAACGUCAUCAAAAAUUCAGGUUCUUGACAGCAAAUACCAAGGCAAAUUGUUUGAAGCAAUUGAUGAGAGCGAGCUGCCGUUUUUUCUUGGUGGUAGCUGUACUUGUGAGAUUGAAGGAGGCUGUUUGAGGUCAGAUAAAGGACCCUGGAACAAUCCAAAUUUAUUAAAGAUGAGUCUCGAUGUUGAAGUGCAUCCCAUCCAUAAACCGGAAAUUCUCUUGGAUAAUGAGGAAACUUAA
Messenger RNA from Striga hermonthica, 1254 nucleotides. The record is from the annotation of a GenBank genome assembly. NCBI's taxonomy places the organism in Eukaryota, Viridiplantae, Streptophyta, Magnoliopsida, Lamiales, Orobanchaceae.